AUGCUCCCUAGUCUACGUAUAGCAGAUGUCGUGCUGCUCCUCCUGAUCACUCAGACCACGCAGGCCGGCCCAUUAAGACGUGGUGAGAGUUUCCGGAGGGAGUGGAACACAACGUACACUCAAAGCAUUGCUGCUUCAUCAAAUAGUCUUUCACCCUCAUCGUACGGCCCCGCUACCACUCUUGUCUCUCAGAAGCAUCACUUACACCAACUUAGAGAAUUAAGCAGCUCUGUUGCCCCGCCGGUAACACAGCAAGACCAAGAUGGGACCACACCGACUCCAAUCUUCGUCACCCUCGACGGCUCGUCAACGAGAUCCCCGGCCGCAACGACACAGCCCGUGGACCAGAGUCCUUCUACAUCACCGGCCGAGUCUACCGUACAGACCCAGACGAUACCGACUACCACGUCGGCAGUCUUUCUGCCUCCCAUGGACAGCACGAUCUCCUUGCCGCCCCAACUUACUUCCGGCUUCAAGAACGUGUCGUCCGUAGUACCUGGAAACACAGCCUCAGCUUCAGCUAUUGUUUCCCAGAGCCUGACAGUCACUCCCCAUCUCGGAGUAUCUCCUAGUGCCUCCUCUUCCGCUUCACCGGGUACACCGCUGCAGUCAUCCCUCUCUUUUUCGUUCCCCAUUCCUGGAGGGGAGACCUCGGCAGCAGAGUCUACAACCAUAGCCAUAGCAACUCCUUCGUCUCUCGCUUCCACAACAGCCACCGCAGCAUCAACAACUGUUCCAAACCCCCAAACCUCACCAAAUACCCCUUCCUCCCUCCCCACAACACCAGCCUCCUCCUCAACCCCUUCGUCAACACUCCAACCCCAAGUCACAGGAACACCAUUUAACCAAGUCCCCACAAUCCGCACCUCCACCCCAGCCGCGACAGCAACCAUCGCCCCGGCCGUGGCAGCCAACAACCUCGCCUCCGCAAAGACAUUCAACACCCUCUUCGCCUCUCUGACGGAGCAAUCCGCCUGCACGGCCGGCCAAAUCGCCUGCGUCAAAGGCAAUGUCGGCAUUUGUGGGGCCAACGGGGCGUUCGCGAUACAGAGCUGCGGGUCCGGGACCUCGUGCUUCGCGUUGCCGAUGACGACGACGGAGGGAGUUAUUGUCGGGUGUUACGAUCCCCAGGUUGCGAGCCAGGUCCUGGGCACGCCGGUUUCUGCGUCUGCGUCUGUGCCUGGUUCGGUGGCUACGACUACGACUGCGGUACCAGCGCCGCCGCCGGCCUCUUCUGACCUCGGGUAUGAGAGCACUGUCACGAUCACGCCAACCGUCAUCGCAACGUACACCAUUUCGGUGACCGCACCGGGUGCCCCUGGAACGACGACGUCCGCAGCUCAAGCCCCAGGCUUCACGACAACCGUGUUUGUCACCCAGACCAUGGCCCCAGCUCCUGCGCCCUCAUCGACAGCAGCAGAAGGACAAGACCCAUCCACAACCUCGACUUCCAUCCGCAAAACGCGCACCUCAACAGUGGAAGAAGAGACCUCAAAGACUGCCCACUCCAGCACAGCCAAAUCUACUCCCGUCGAGUCAUCAACAGCAGAACCCACCACGACGAAGACAGCGAGCUCAACAACAACAACCAAAGCAAGCACCCCCGUAACAUUAACGGGGACGUUCACCGACACCCUCAUCGUGAACCCCAUCCCGACAGACGCGCCCUCCGCCGCCGCAGACGUGCCGAGCCCAAUCACGACGCCGAAGCCCCUUUCCAUGCCGGCCAUUGGUGCUCAGCAGGGUGUGUCCGUCUUGACGGUGUUUGUGACUGUUACUGAGAAAGAGAAGGAGACUGUCACCGUGACUGUGACUAGGACUUGA
Molecule: messenger RNA, 1824 nt
Organism: Colletotrichum lupini
Lineage: Eukaryota; Fungi; Ascomycota; Sordariomycetes; Glomerellales; Glomerellaceae
Exons: 2
Coding region: 1-1824 (607 amino acids)
Source: RefSeq, a predicted model, not a curated record